Molecule: messenger RNA, 3638 nt
Organism: Anarrhichthys ocellatus (wolf-eel)
Lineage: Eukaryota; Metazoa; Chordata; Actinopteri; Perciformes; Anarhichadidae
Gene: wdr24
Product: WD repeat domain 24
Exons: 10
Coding region: 1121-3478 (785 amino acids)
Biological process (GO): cellular response to amino acid starvation; positive regulation of TORC1 signaling; positive regulation of macroautophagy
Cellular component (GO): vacuolar membrane; cytosol; GATOR2 complex
Molecular function (GO): protein binding
Source: RefSeq, a predicted model, not a curated record
UGUUUUUUUUUUCCUUCUGAAAAGGGUAAAAAAAAGCAAUUCCUUUUGAUGAAAUGUUGAACAGCAAUAAAAGAUUAAAUCUUCCACUUUUUAUAGGCACUGUGAAAGUUUGAAUAAAACUGUUUAAAAGGGAGAAUAAAAGUUACAGUGCAAACUACAAAUGAAUAGUCCCAAAUGUAAUUCAAAUAAAAGGCAGUGGCAAAUGGAAAGGUCGUAUGCCUCGAUUUAAAAAUAACAAUUGUUUUCUUGAAGUUCAGACAUGUGGUGCAUAAAAACUGAGCACUGCCUCUCAAUGUUUUAACCCUGGGGACGGUAAGCAAAUACUGCAUAAACUAAUGUUUUAUUUAUUAGUAGCUUCAUAUUUCGUGUGCUGUAUUGACAAUAUGGAUGCACCCACAUCUCUUGUGUGCCCGUCAUUAGCUCACCUUUGUUUAGUUUUUCAGUGCACUCGACCAUUUUGCCCAAGUAGAGAGUGUAGUGCUUGGCUGUGUAUUGGAUGGGCUUUAGUCCUGGUACACUCUCCAUGGCUUCAUCGGACAUGAAGGCAGCCUGUUCUGGAGCUCCUGCUGCCAACAUAGCUGGAUCAAAAUGGACAGUCAGCCCCCAAGCCAUGCUGAGUGCAUCCAUGAGGUGAAUACAAACUAUUUAUACAUAGCAGGGAGUCCCGGCCACUCAAUCCGCCAGUGUAAGGACGACUCUGUGCACUAACUGAGAAGGCUUUCACUUUGUGCUUUAAAAAGUAUCACACAGAUGUUUUAUCAAUAGGAAUACUUUUAUCAAUUUGCUGAAAGCAGAAUCGAUACAGUGUCUUCAGAAACAGAAGGGAGACGCUGUGCUAACCUGAGGCGGUGGCCGGGCCUACGCCUUUCAGGGAGCUGAGCUCUGCGAUCGCUGCCUGCACAUCAGGCAGGAGGCUGAAGGCCUUUCUGGAACACGUCUCCACGGUGUCCUCACUGUUGGAAGCCACCAGCUGCUGCAGCCUCGGCCUGAACUUCCCCCUCUGCAGGAAAGCAUACGGGGCCACUCAAGGACACAGCUGAUGCACCUGCUGGAAAAGCAGCAAAAUCAAGUGCUGUUCACCUGAUGCAUCAGUGAAAUCACGGUUGCCUGCUCCAGGAACAUGGAGAAGAUGUCGCGUGUUACCACAGCCCACAGCAGCAGUGCCAUCAGUGGCCGAACGAUGUUCUGCCACUUGGACGCACCGGCCAACGCCAUCAGCGUGUGCCGGGAUGCCACGCAGGUGGUGGUAGCCGGCCGCAACAUCUUCAAGAUCUACGCGCUGGAGGAGGAGCAGUUUGUGGAGAAGCUGAAUCUACGCGUCGGCCGCAAACCCUCGCUCAACUUCAGCUGUGCGGACGUCAUGUGGCACCAGAUGGAAGAGAACCUGCUGGCCACGGCUGCCACCAAUGGGGCGGUGGUCACCUGGAACCUGGGGAAACCCUCUCGUAACAAGCAGGACCAGCUGUUCACAGAGCACAAACGCACCGUCAACAAGGUGUGCUUCCACCCCACAGAGGUUUACAUGCUGCUAAGCGGCUCGCAGGAUGGCUUCAUGAAGUGCUUCGACCUGCGCAAGAAGGAGUCGGUCAGCACUUUCUCAGGUCAGUCAGAGAGUGUACGGGACGUCCAGUUCAGCAUUAAGGAUUAUUUCACGUUUGCUGCAACCUUUGAGAAUGGCAACGUCCAGGUGUGGGACAUCAGGCGGCCAGACCGCUAUGAGCGAAUGUUCACCGCCCAUACCGGCCCUGUGUUCUGCUGCGACUGGCACCCUGAUGACAGGGGAUGGCUGGCGACAGGGGGCAGGGACAAGAUGGUGAAAGUGUGGGACAUGACCACAAACCGGGCCAAGGAGAUCUAUUGUGUCCAGACGAUCGCCUCAGUGGCGCGGGUUAAGUGGCGGCCUGAGAAGAAGUUUCAUUUAGCCACCUGUUCCAUGAUGGUGGAUCACAACAUCUACGUGUGGGACGUCCGCAGACCUUUCAUUCCCUUCGCCACAUUCGAGGAGCACAAGGAUGUGACCACUGGUAUUGUGUGGCGCCACCAGCACGACCCUCACUUCCUGCUCUCUGGCUCUAAGGACAGCACACUCUACCAGCACAUGUUCAAGGACGCCACUCGUCCCGUGGACAAGGCCAACCCCGAGGGUCUGUGCUUCGGACUGUUCGGUGACUUGGCCUUCGCAGCCAAGGAGAGUCUGAUCAGCAGUGACGCCAACAGAAAGCCUUACCCCGGAGGCGACCGGCGCUACCCCAUCUUUUUCUUCAAGAAGCCCGACCCGACAGAACAGUUUGCCCAUGUGUCCAGCGCCCUUAGUGUCUUUGAGACAGACUUGGACAGUAACUGCAUGGACUGGUUUGUCAAGACGGCACAACUCUACCUCCUCUGUGGGAAGCCCUUUGCUGAGCUGUGUGAUCACAAUGCCAAGGUGGCCCGGGAGCUCAAGAGACCUCAGGUUUCCACAACAUGGACCAUGUUGAGAAUUAUGUUCUCUGACCCAGCAAACCCCACAACGCCCGGUCUGAACCACAGCCUCAGUAAACUGGGCACCUUGCCUUUAAUGAACAGUUUCAGCAUGAAGGAAAUGGGUCCAGAGGGCAGACUGGAGCGCAGUAAAGGAGAGAGCAGGCAGGACAACGCCCACCUGGAGCCGGGGAUCUUGCACAUCAGCAAUAAUAAUGAAGAAAAUGAGGAGACGGAGGGCAGCGAGGGCCAGGCUGAGUAUAUGUUUGGGGAUGCUGAGCUGGAUGACGAUGACCUCUACUCUAUGGAGCACGAAAACCAAACGGAAGAGCAGGAGUGCACGCUGCCCCAGGAGGCCUUCCAACUGCGCCAUGAGAUCAUGGACAACCCGUCCGCUCCGGAGCACCUUCAACAGGACAAGGCCGACUCCCCGCACGUCAGCGGCAACGAGGCAGAAGUCACCUGUCUGACACCCAUUGAGUCCUUCUCCCUCAUCUCCAUUUCCCAGCCGCUGUUUAGUCCACAUUUACCCGCCAGCUUCUUCUGUCCCAUCGUGCGGGAGAUGCUGAGCUACUACGCCGAGCAGGGCGACGUGCAGAUGGCCGUGUCUGUGCUCAUCGUCUUGGGGGACAGGAUCCGCAAAGAGAUCGAUGACCUCACACAGGAGCACUGGUACAUGUCCUACAUCGACCUGCUGCAGCGGUUUGAGCUGUGGAACGUGUCAAAUGAGGUCAUCAAGUUGAGUACGUGCAGCGCCAUCACCUGCCUGAACCAGGCGUCCACAACACUUCACAUCAACUGCAGCAACUGCAAGCGGCCAAUGAGCAACAAGGGCUGGAUUUGUGACAGGUGCCACCAGUGUGCCAGUGUGUGUGCAGUGUGCCACCAUGUGGUUAAGGGACUGUUUGUGUGGUGUCAGGGCUGCAGCCACGGUGGACAUCUGGAGCACAUCAUGAACUGGCUCAAGAGCAGCGCCCACUGCCCCGCUGGCUGCGGCCACCUGUGUGAGUACACCUGAGCCCAUCACGAGCACUGUUCACACAGCCGGUGCUCUGUGGGAUUGGGAAUUGGUCCCCACACCGGCCUCUGGAUCUCACACAAAGCACAUUCCUCCACAUGGGCUUGGAGUCCCUUAUCUGUGUGUGUGUGUGUGUGUGUGUGUGUGUGUGUGUGUGUGU